ACUUUUCGAUAGAUCUCUCUCCUUCUUCACUCCCCAUCUUCUACACCACCGGCGGCGAGGCCACACAGCCUCCCUCCCGGCACACUACCACAGGUCCGGCGCCUCCCAGUCGGAAUCAUGCAUCCGAAGCUCGCCGCCCUCGCCGUGGCGCCCUCUGCAGGGGGAGGCGGCGUCGGCGACACCGCGUCCCGCCCGGCGCGUCCACGGACACCCACGCCCGUUCCCGCCUCAUCGACACCGCAUCCCGCCAGCACGUCCCGCCGCCGCUCUCCACCUUGCGCCCUCCCUCGGCGCGCUCGCUCGCUUCCCUGCCUCCGGACGCUCUGUAGAGAAUUGAUAUGGUGUCGGUGCUACUGCUCGGUGCCGUUGCGGCCAUGCUGCACCUAGGGCCUACAUCAGCAACACAACCAGAUCACGGAUGCAAAACGCAUUGCGGUGAUGUCGAGAUCCCCUAUCCAUUCGGCAUCGGUAUUGGUUGUGCUAUCGGCCAAGGCUUCGAGAUCGAUUGCACCAGGUCUGCUGAUGGAAAUGACAGGCCAUUCAUUCUUCGACGGGAGAUCCUAAGCAUCUCGGUGUCCAGUGGUCAAUCUCGAGCUUUAUCGAACAUCCCCUCAUAUUGCUACAAUUCUGGAACAGGAAAAAUGGAUGCCCACCUUUGGGAUUUCGAAUUGAUUUGGCCUUACCGGUUUUCGCACGAGCACAACAAGUUCAUUACAAUUGGUUGCAACACAAUUGGAUACAUCUACGACACCAUCGGGAGGACAAGGUAUGCGACAGGGUGUGCGUCGGUGUGUGGGAGCCCAGAAGACCUAACAAAUGGCUCGUGCGUUGGUGUUGGCUGCUGCCAAAAUGUUGUCCCCAAGGGCUUAAUGGGCUACAACGUCUUUUUUUAUGAUGUGGAUUAUGUCAAUAAAUCAAAUAGUUGGCACUUCAACCCAUGCAGCUACGCUGGCUUGGUGGAAACAGAGGCGUUUAUCUUCAGCUCUGAUUAUGUAACUACUACAAGGUUCAAUGAUACCUACAAGGGCCAGCAACCGGUUGUCCUUGACUGGGUGAUUGGAAAUGCAACAUGUGAGGUGGCACGCGGAAACAUGUCUUCCUAUGCGUGCCGUAGCGAAAACACCAUGUGCGUGGAUUCGUCCAACGGCCCAGGGUAUCGUUGCAACUGCUCCAUCGGGUACCAAGGGAAUCCUUACCUCUCUGGAGGAUGCACAGAUGUCAAUGAAUGCGAGCGCAGUUCAAGCCCCUGCCCUGACUCUGCAUCUUGCCAAAACUCAGCUGGAGGUUACCAAUGUUCAUGUCCUUUUGGCAGCAAUUUUUCAGAGGAAGCAAACACUUAUGCCAACCGGUUUAUAGGAGUUGUUAUUGGACUAAGCUCUGGUAUAGGAGUUCUGUUUCUUGCGUCAAUUUCAAUUUUGUUGGUUCAGAAGUGGAAGAGAAGUAUUAAAAGGCGAGUUCGGAAAGCACACUUCAGGAAAAAUAACGGCCUUCUCCUGGAGCAAUUGAACUCAUCCGAUGAAAGUGCCACACAUAGCACUAAAUUAUUUUCCUUGGAUGAGUUGGAAAAGGCAACGGAUAAUUUUGACUCCACGCGCAUUCUAGGCCUUGGAGCACAUGGCACCGUUUACAAGGGGAUUUUAUCAGAUCAACGUGUGGUUGCCAUAAAGAGAUCCAAAAUGGUCGAUCAACUAGAGAUUGAUCAGUUCGUGAAUGAGCUUGUCAUUUUGUCGCGAAUCCAUCAUCGGAACGUGGUAAAACUUUUUGGAUGCUGCCUCGAGUCGGAGGUGCCUUUGCUUGUGUAUGAGUUCAUCUCCAACGGCACACUGUCUGAACUUCUUCAUGGUGACCAAUUGAGUGCUAGAAGCUUGUUAACCUGGGACGAUCGUAUCAGAAUUGCUAGCGAGGCGGCAAGCGCUCUUGCUUACCUCCAUUCCGCUGCUGCAACACCAAUCUUUCAUAGGGAUGUGAAAUCUGACAAUAUACUCUUAACGGACAACUUCACCGCGAAGGUUGCAGACUUUGGUGCUUCAAGAUCCAUUUCCAUCGACGAAACAUGUGUUGUCACGGCGGUGCAGGGUACAUUUGGAUACUUGGAUCCUGAAUACUACCAUACAUGCCAGCUAACCGCGAAGAGUGAUGUUUACAGUUUUGGUGUGAUAAUCGCCGAGCUCCUAACUAGGAAGCAGCCAAUAUUCGUCAAUUCUAUGGGUGAAAAGCAGAACUUAUGCUACCACUUCCUUCAAAGGCUACAAGAUAACACUAUGAUGGAGAUCGUCGAUGUUCAAGUUCUCGAGGAAGGUAAUGGCAGACAGAUCAAUGAGAUGGCCGCCCUUGCGAGGGCAUGCUUGAGGCACAAAGGUGGGGAGAGGCCUACCAUGAAAGAGGUGGAGCAUAGGCUGCAGCUCCUGAGAGGCAAGAUGUCAAUGAAGAAAAACCAUGAGUUGGAGGUGAACACUCAAGCCGUGCCAUUGUAACCUUCGAAUUAUUCCACAUAUUUCAGUGCUAGCUCCGGUACGCGGCCCGAAUGAGUUCUUCCUGGCUGCCAGUUAUUCGGCUCAGGAUGUCACCAGAUGCUUGUUUGGACUGACGUACCCGGAUUCAAAUCAGACUAUUUUAGAACAAUUUUUUAUGUAUCACGAAUUGGAUUGGUAUAUGUAUUUCAGUUGCAAUUUAUAUUGGAUUGGGACGCUGAAA
Messenger RNA from Hordeum vulgare subsp. vulgare (domesticated barley), 2694 nucleotides. RefSeq names its product wall-associated receptor kinase 5-like. The transcript has 4 exons. The record is from RefSeq and is a predicted model, not a curated record. NCBI's taxonomy places the organism in Eukaryota, Viridiplantae, Streptophyta, Magnoliopsida, Poales, Poaceae. Gene Ontology annotation, biological process: cell surface receptor signaling pathway; protein phosphorylation. Gene Ontology annotation, cellular component: plasma membrane. Bases 339 to 2474 code for a protein of 711 amino acids. Gene Ontology annotation, molecular function: polysaccharide binding; calcium ion binding; protein serine/threonine kinase activity.